Molecule: messenger RNA, 3010 nt
Organism: Notechis scutatus (mainland tiger snake)
Lineage: Eukaryota; Metazoa; Chordata; Lepidosauria; Squamata; Elapidae
Gene: USF2
Product: upstream transcription factor 2, c-fos interacting
Biological process (GO): regulation of transcription by RNA polymerase II
Molecular function (GO): RNA polymerase II cis-regulatory region sequence-specific DNA binding; DNA-binding transcription factor activity, RNA polymerase II-specific; protein dimerization activity
Source: RefSeq, a predicted model, not a curated record
GCAACGUUCUAUUCCCCUCCCCCUCCCGCUCCGUAAGGGCUGCAACGUUCCACCCGCCGCCCGCCGACGUUCCAAAGCAGGCCGCGCGGACCUUCCCUCGGCAGAAGCCCGGCUCCUUCUUCUUCUUCGUCCUCCUCCUCCUCCUCCUCCGGUUCCCACGCUUUCCACCACCGCCCCCCCCCCUCACGUGUCCCGGGCUCCCAGCUGGGGAAAAGGCAAGGAGGGAGGGAGGGAGAGACCCGCUCUCGCUGCUCGCUCGCUCGCUCGCUCUUUCCUUCUCACAUGACCCGAGUGUUUGUCCCCGUGAUCAGCGCCUCGGCUCCCGUGUCUCCUCCGCGUCCCCUCUACCUCCAUCCGGCGUGAGAUUUAAAAACUCGUCCCCUCCUUCUCCUGCUGCCUCCCUCCCCACCCCGCCUGCGUCCCCUUUGGGGGGCCAGCGGGGCGCCCCCCCUUCCCUCCCUCCCCUCCCCCUCCCCUCCCCUCUCUCCCACCCCCCUCCCAUGGACAUGCUGGAACCCGGUCUGGAUACAGCCACCGCCUCCGCUGCUUCCAGCCACGAGAAAGAUCAAGAAAGUGAAGAUGGAGUUGAGCUACGAGAAGGGGACGGCACAAAUGCAGACGAACAGACAGCAGUGGCCAUUGCCAGCGUCCAGCAAGCAGCCUUUGCAGACCAUAAUAUCCAGUAUCAGUUUCGAACAGAGAACAAUGGAGGACAGGUGACAUACAGAGUAGUUCAGGUGACGGACAGUCAGCUGGAUGGACAAACGGAUGCAACGGGGGCCGUUAGCGUGGUCUCGACCGCAGCUUUCACCAGUGGCCAGCAAGCUGUUGCUCAGGCUGUGAUUCAGAACCCUUUCAGCAACGGUGGAAGUCCAGCCACAGAUGCCGUCAGUGGUGAAGCCCGUUUUGCAUACUUCCCUGCUUCCACGGUGGGGGAUGCCACAGCAGUUUCCGUACAGACAACUGAUCAGUCGCUGACACAAGCUGGAGGUCAGUUCUACGUGAUGAUGACCCCCCAAGACGUCUUGCAGACCGGAACACAACGUACCAUAGCUCCCCGCACACACCCCUAUUCCCCGAAAAUGGACGGGACGCGGACACCCCGAGAUGAGAGGCGAAGAGCUCAGCACAAUGAAGUUGAACGGAGGAGGCGGGACAAGAUCAACAAUUGGAUCGUACAACUGUCAAAAAUCAUUCCAGACUGCAAUACAGACAACACCAAGACAGGGGCGAGCAAAGGGGGCAUCCUGUCCAAAGCCUGUGACUACAUCCGGGAGCUACGCCAGACGAACCAGCGUAUGCAGGAGACGUUCAAGGAAGCCGAGAGGCUUCAGAUGGACAAUGACCUGCUACGGCAACAGAUUGAGCAGAUGAAGAAUGAAAACGCCCUUUUGAGAGCACAGCUUCAACAACACGGAAUCGAAAUGGUGGGCGACACCCCAGGGCAGUAGCCCCUUUCCUUCGCCUCUGCCUACUACAUGCCGAAUCUCAGCCUCCCAAUUCUUCUGGGGUGUUUUUUUUUUUGUUUGUUUGUUUUAAACCGAAUCCUCCCGACAACAAUGACAUAGCGAAACCCAUCGCCUGUGGGUGGAUGAACCUGCGUUUGAGGACAGGGGAAUGUGGGGAGGGGUAGGAGGGGGGAGGGAGUGGACAGAGGAGAUGGGGGGGGGGGCGGUCUUUUCUACCCCAAACCUUGCUACUGCUCUAAAAGAUGGUAUCUGGCUUUCUUCCCACCAGGUGCAUCCUUGUCCCGUCCUUCCCUUCCUUCCUUCCUUCUUUCCUUCCUUCCUUCCUUUCCUUUCCUUUCCUUUCCUUUCCUUUCCUUUCCUUUCCUUUCCUUUCCUUCCUUCCUUCCUUUCCUCCCUCCCUCUUUCCUUCCUCCCUCCCUUCCUUCUUUUUCUCUCUCUCACCCUUUCUCUCUCCCUCUCUCUCUCUCUCUCUUUCCCCGGGAAGUAUUAAGAUUCAACCGACAAAAUCCUGCAUUUUUAUUUUUUUUUUUACAAUAAGGUUUUUAACACAGGUUCACUGAUUUCCGUCACCCUUUUCCUGGGUGGGAACUCGGGGUGGUAUUGCUGGGGGGGGGGGUUGUGGGGAAGCACACACCCUUCCUUGAGCUUGUCUGUUUUAAAAGGAAAAAAAACAAAACCUGCUAAAUUUCCCACCCCCGCCCCGCUUUCCUUUCCUUGUCUCCUCUGCAUGUUUCGCAUCUUGCUUCCAAGAGGGUGGGCCUGUUCCGUUGGGGCGCACGACCACGGCCCGAGAGCCUCGGUGUCACAGGUAUGUCUGGUGAAAGGGGAAGACAAUACAAACACAGCGGGGUCAGCUUGACACACACACACACACACACACACACACGUUGCACGAAUCAGCCAGUUAAUUUCAACACAGCCUGCAGACAGGCAAUGCACCGUUUCACGACGAGGUUGGAAACAUCCUUAUGCAAGGAAAGAAGAAGGGGGGGGGAAAAAAACUUUUGCAUUUUGCGGGCAACCUGUGAGGUGUUUUUAAAUCCCGGACAGAAUUCUUAUCUCCUUUUCUGGGGACUUGCAAAUCAAACCAACAGGAUUUUUAGCUGCGUUUUGUCCAACGAGAGGACGAUCCAGAUGCCGAAUUUCUGCCUUUUUUUUUGUUUCUUUUCUUUUUUGCUCUGUCCUCGUAACUCGAGUCACUCAUUUCCUCAAAUUAUUGUCUCACGUUCUUUUCUUUCUCGUUGUUUUAAGGCUCUGGGCAGAACCCACUCUAAAAGUUUGCCUUCCCUUCCCAUCUUUUGUCACUCUCUUUUUCUCUUUCCCCCCUCUCUCUUUCUUGUAAGUAAUCUUUAUUUUAUUAGUUUAAAAGCGCGUUUGUAUAGAGGUACGGUGUUUGUAUGAUAGCUGAUAACCCAGGUCGUUAGGAAAGGCAAUAGUGGUGGAUCGAAUGACAACAGGGUUGUUGUUUUUUUCCGUGUGUGUUUUUUGAUAUUAUAUAAUUUUUUAAUUAAACUUCAGCAGUGUUUUAGGAUUUCAGGUUU